Messenger RNA from Triticum turgidum subsp. durum (durum wheat), 1758 nucleotides. Lineage: Eukaryota; Viridiplantae; Streptophyta; Magnoliopsida; Poales; Poaceae. The record is from the annotation of a GenBank genome assembly.
AUGAGGAAGAAUGCAUCGUUCGUCUUGUUGAUUUUGGCCUGCUUGUGGCUGUGCCCUCUGCGGGGCAGCGGGCUCUCAUGGAACAUUUUCUCGUCUCCGUCGUCCUCGGCGUCCGGUAACAGGGCGCCGGUGAUGGAGCUCGACGGCGCGGUGGCCGACUUCUCCAUGGACGUCACCAACAACCCGCGAGGGGUGAAGCUGCUGGAGAACGCGCGGAACAAGCUGGCGGGCCCCAAGAACUGCUGGCAGGAGGCGUACCGGAACCUCUUCGCCAGCUGCGGCGAGAUCAUGGCCGACAAGGAGCGGCAGGCCCGCCUGGCGUGGCACCUCAGCAGCUGCUACCAGGAGGACUCGGGCCGCCCGGCCUUCCCGUCCUGCGCCGGCGGCUCCAAGAUGGUGCACUGCCGCAAGAAGCUCGGCGACUCCGAGAGCAAGGUGUUCCUCGAGUUCUUCCUGGAGACCAACACGCUGUGCCACCAGCUGCAGGCGGAGGCCUUCAAGCACAGCACGGAGCGGCUGGUGAACGACCUGACGCGGUCCUCCAAGUCGGCGGAGGAGAACCUGGAGGUGAUUGAGGCGCGGUCGGAGGAGAUCAUCAAGGAGUCCGGGAAGGUGCAGGACGCGCUGUCGUCCAUCGAGGCGCAGGCGGACCGCCUCGCGGAGACGUCCAAGGGCGUGGGCGCGCAGAUCGACGACGUGCUGGCGCACUCCAGGACCAUCUCCGAUCAGUCCAAGGAGAUCGCCGCCUCUCAGGCGGAGCUCAAGGAAGGGCAGGCCGAGAUGAGGAAGAAGAUCGAGGCCGGCAUGGAGCGCAUCCAGGAGUCGUACGAUCAGCUGGGGGACGGGAUGGGGAAGCUCACCGAGGAGGCCGUGGGCAUUCAGAAAGAGAUUGGAACUGUCGGCGACCUGAUGUCUUCCAAGAUGCUGGUUCUGCAGGGCACCGCGGAUGAGAUUGGGAGUGUGGCGGGCAAAUCACUCGAGAAUCAGAUGCAGCUGUUGGAUGGGCAGAACAAGGCCAUGGAUGGAUUGACUAGCCUCCACACCUUUCAGUCACAGGCUCUCGAGGAAAGCAGGGAAACAUUGGAGAAACUUGCACUGUUUGGGCAGCGUCAGGAGGAGUUCAGAGCGAAGCAGGCUAACAUCUUCGCGGCGCUGGACAAGCUCUACAUCCUCCACAACGCCAUUCUAGCAGAGUCCCGCUUCAUCAAGGCCUUCUUCUUCUACUGCUGCAUCGUCUUCCUCAUCUACAUGCUCACCAGCGCCAAGCAGACGUUCAGCAUCAGAGGCCAACUCUACUUCGGUUUGUGCAUCACGCUCCUGCUAGAGAUGGGCCUGAUCAAGUUCGCAGCCGGCAACUUCGACAACCUGUUCUGGGUCCUGUCCAAGGUGUUCUUGGUCAGAUUGUUGUUCCUGGCUGCCGCCACUAUUCAGAUAUUGCAUUCCAUAUUCACAUUCAGGGACUACGAAGUUCUGAACCACCGGCUGCUCCAGACGCUGGUGGAGAAGGUCCGGACACUGGAGGAGAAUGCAGGCGACAGGAUGCUCUCGUACGGCUCGGAGAGCGACGAGAGCCUGAGGAAUUACUCGUGGGUCUUCGACGAGCUGACGGAUGAGGCGGACAGCACAGUCGACCCUAACUACGCCUUGCCGGAGCAAACUCGCCGAAGGUACAACGCCUUGCCGGAAGAGGUCGCCGAGAACUCCAUCACCACGUCGGGUAGCCGGAGGUACAACCUGCGGCGGCGGAGCAAGCAGUGA